Molecule: messenger RNA, 1059 nt
Organism: Tetrapisispora phaffii CBS 4417
Lineage: Eukaryota; Fungi; Ascomycota; Saccharomycetes; Saccharomycetales; Saccharomycetaceae
Gene: RFC2
Product: replication factor C subunit 2
Exons: 1
Coding region: 1-1059 (352 amino acids)
Biological process (GO): DNA repair; DNA-templated DNA replication
Cellular component (GO): nucleus; DNA replication factor C complex
Molecular function (GO): ATP binding; DNA binding; DNA clamp loader activity
Source: RefSeq, a predicted model, not a curated record
AUGAUUACAGGGUUUGGUAAUGCUACUAAGAAACGUAAGAUCCAACCAGAAGGUGAUCUAGAUAAUAACAAACCUUGGGUGGAGAAAUACAGACCUAGAAAUUUAGACGACGUAGCAGCCCAAGAUCAUGCAGUGGCUGUUUUAAAACGUACACUUGGCUCUGCAAAUCUACCACAUAUGUUGUUUUAUGGUCCUCCAGGUACUGGUAAAACUUCUACUAUUCUAGCUUUAACAAAAGAGUUAUUUGGUCCUCAACUGGUAAAAUCUAGAGUGUUAGAGUUAAAUGCUUCCGAUGAGCGUGGUAUUUCAAUUGUAAGAGAGAAAGUUAAAAAUUUUGCUCGUUUGACUGUUUCGAAACCGUCAAAAGAUGAUUUAGAAAAUUAUCCUUGCCCUCCAUACAAGAUUAUUAUCCUAGACGAAGCUGAUUCAAUGACUGCGGAUGCGCAAUCUGCUUUACGUAGAACAAUGGAAACUUAUUCUACAGUUACUAGAUUCUGUCUGAUAUGUAACUACGUCACAAGAAUAAUUGAUCCACUUGCGUCAAGGUGUUCCAAGUUUAGAUUCAAAGCAUUAGAUGAAACGAAUGCUUUGGAUCGUUUGAAAUAUGUGGCCACUCAGGAAUCAACUAAAUAUGAGGAAGGUACAUUGGAAAAAAUAUUACAAAUUUCAGCAGGUGAUCUAAGAAGGGCAAUUACUUUGUUGCAAUCAGUUUCAAAAUCAAGUACUUUCAACAAAUCAGAUAUGAUUACUAUCAAAAAAGUUGAGGAGCUGGCUGGUGUUGUCCCUGAAUCUAUAAUCAAUCAGAUAUUAAAAAUCAUCGAAUCAAAAGAUGUAGACGCUAUUACAGCUUUUACAAGAACCUUUAUCAAAAAUGGUUGGUCUGGUGCUGCUGUUGUCGAUCAGCUUCAUGAUCAUUAUAUAACUAGUGAUAACUAUAGCACACAAUUUAAGAAUAGUGUUUCAUGGAUACUAUUUAAUGCAGAUUCUAAAUUGUUAAAUGGUACAAAUGAACAUAUACAAUUACUCAACGUAUUGGUGAAAAUUUCAUUGAUUGAAUAA